AUGGCUCCGAGUGCAGACUUAACAGCACAGUCCCCGCUGGCGCGCAUGCCCAAGCUGAAGUACAGAAACCCGCUGCCGGCCGACAGCCUUUCGAUUGCCUCCGAUACUUCCCAAGACAGUGGGCCCCACUCUGCAUAUAGUCAAGAGCCUCCCGCGACCCCGGAUUCAAACGCUCCUUCGAACAUCUCCCGUCCUUCCUUCGAAACUACCUCCGUGACGUCAUCCAGUCUGGCUUCCAUAUCCUCCAGCAACUCUUCGUCAAAUGGCUCCAAGUCAUCGAAGAAGAAGAAAAAGGGCAGCUCCGUGCUCGGCUUCCUUUCUCUAAAGGAGCCGUCUCAAGUUGCUUUGGAGCAAUUCGCCGAACAACAGCGCAAGCAGAACGCCAACUCGGGAACAUCCACACCCCAGUCCAGAGCCAGCAGCAACUAUGUUGGCCAGAAGCUCCCGCCAUCUGUACCCAAGGUCAAUUCGAAAUGGGACGGUGUCCCCGAGUCCGUCAAAAACCGCUACUCGACAUCAAGCGCAUCAACCAAGGACAAUAGAAGCAGCGUUUCGUCCAAGGGCUCCUUCGGCUCGCCUCUCAAACAUGCUCCCUGGAACGAAUCCAGAUUUUCGGUCAUGACCGACGGGACUCGUAAUCCACCAAACUCAGUCGCCUCCAUGUCCUUGUCGAAUCUUGCCAUGCGAGACGAAGCUUCUGGACUCGGAUCCUCGCCAUCUACCACCACGCUCCCUGAGAUGUCUUACUACUUCCCUGACGACCCCGCUGCAUCUGGCGCGUUACCCCCAAGAUCUGAGAGCGCAGGCGCAACGUACGAUUAUACCUCACAACUGCCAGUUCGACUGUCAGACUCAACUUCAAGUGACCGUCCAAGCAUGGACGGAUCGGUAGACUCCAGACCGCAUUCACCUGCUUCUUCAACGACAUCGACGGAUACAGUUGUCAUGGAUACUGCAGAUACCAUCUUCAGAAAACUCAACGACCGACCCAGCCAAGGUGCAUGGGGAAGCGGUGCACAUGCCGUUCAGUCACCUACUGAGGACAAUUCUGAUCAUGUGCCUGACUCACAUGACUUUCUCUUCCAACCCCAGCCUGUCAUCGAACGCCGACAAAGUGACCCGCCCACUAUAUACGAGUCGUCCCUGGCUGCAUCGUCAAUCCCUCAUUAUGCCCCUCAACGACCAGUUCAGAAUUUCAGUCGGCCGAUGGCAACUAGGGGCCCACGACCAGUUCAACGCUCUACACACAUGCCACACUAUAGGAGGACGCCAUCAGCCCCAGCGCUGCCGACCUUGUACGAAGCUUCACUGGCUAGCACCGACGAUCUUCGACAAGAUCGCGACGAUGAAGAUGACGAUGAUUCAUAUUCGAUUGCACCUUCUACCAUUGCACCAUCUGAGCUCUCCAAGCAUUGGUAUGAGUCUCCACGUGAACGCCUAGGUCUGGGCAGACGCCUUCAGAUAAAUGAUGUCUCACCUUGGGGGGAAGAGAGAGAGGCCGCAGGUAAGCCCAAGAAAAGUCGAUUGUCGAUGUUUGGGAAGGCUGUGUCCAGAGGAUAGGCUUUGCGGGCAAAGCUUGCGCAUUGACUGACUCCCAGUGGGUAGCUUCGUGCGAUCCCCAGCGAUCAUCGACCAGUGCCACACCGACACUCGCGUCCUGAUACGCCAACUUAUGUACAAACUUUUGCGAUUAGCGAUAUCCAGCAUUUUCCUCGCUUCGGCGACCUUCAUGUACGGCGGCAUUUCUGGACGCCAGUUUCUUCAACAUAGAUACCCAUUUCACGAAUCUUACAUACCCGCUUCUUAAUAGAUACGUCAAUCCACAUGGCCCUCUAGGUAAUGUAGUGCUUAGUUUGUUUUCUUGUAGGGCUGAUCCUCAUUAUGAUCGCAUUCCGAUCGGGGUGUCAAGGAGCUGCGCGGAUCGCGCGUCCAUUGGAAGCUUGGACAUCAGGGACUUCUCACAUCACAUCAUGGGGCGUACUAUAAUGCAACGUUUUGCGUCCAUCAC
Messenger RNA from Alternaria alternata, 2008 nucleotides. RefSeq lists its product as hypothetical. The transcript has a single exon. The record is from RefSeq and is a predicted model, not a curated record. Bases 1 to 1560 code for a protein of 519 amino acids. NCBI's taxonomy places the organism in Eukaryota, Fungi, Ascomycota, Dothideomycetes, Pleosporales, Pleosporaceae.